Molecule: messenger RNA, 1059 nt
Organism: Macrosteles quadrilineatus (aster leafhopper)
Lineage: Eukaryota; Metazoa; Arthropoda; Insecta; Hemiptera; Cicadellidae
Product: pickpocket protein 28-like
Exons: 7
Coding region: 1-1059 (352 amino acids)
Biological process (GO): sodium ion transmembrane transport
Cellular component (GO): membrane
Molecular function (GO): ligand-gated sodium channel activity
Source: RefSeq, a predicted model, not a curated record
AUGGAGUCUUCCUCAGUCCACUGUCUACGUUACCUAAUACAUCCAGAGUGCCCUCCCAUCCACAGGUUUGGAUGGGGUAUAGUGUUCCUGCUCACUGUGGUAGGUGCUGUUAUCUCGAUAACCGGUUCCUACUUCUCCUUCGUAGAGUCUCCAGUGGUGAUGACAGUAGACACAAGUUCCUAUCACAUGUCCAACAUCCCUUUCCCAGCUGUUACUGUGUGCAAUGUCAACAAGAUGAAGCGGUCCAGUGUGCUCCAGCUGGCGAGGAUCAUCUCGGAAUGCGGUGAGAUGACGCCUCAGGAAGUGUUUGACUCCAUGGGAACUCUGGGUAACUUGUUUGACAACCAAUACAAUCGCAGAACUGACACCCGAUGGAUGCACAAGCUACUGGUAGACGCUGGCAUGGAGGACCAAGUCAGGGCUAUAUUGGAGGAGCUGGCUCCCAGCUGUGAUGAGAUGCUGAAGGCUUGUUCCUGGAUGGGUGCGAGUGUUCCCUGCUCCUCUUACUUCACUCCGUUACUCACAGUGGAAAAUGGCUUCUGUUGCGUCUUCAACUUCAACAUGAGUUUUGAAAACUUACUACCAGAGUACUUUAACGACACUGAAGAGAUUAACAACGAGCCUCCGAUCACACACCAUAUGACUCUUGGAGUGAUGCAAGGUCUCUCGGUCUAUCUGGACUUGGGCAUUGACGAGUACUACUUUACAUCACUGCCUACGUUCGCUGCCAAGGUAAUAGUGUCUUCAUCACAAAGCUUCCAGGACUCUCUCAACGGAGACACGAUCGAGACUUUGGUUCCUCUAGGCACAGAAGUUUACAUGAGACUAGAAGCCGACUCUACCUUCGCUGACCAAGACGUGAUGGAGUGGCCGUUUGAGAAGCGGAAAUGUCACUUUCAUCACGAGAAAAAGGACCACUUCAAAGGAUUCUACACCUUCCCUUCCUGCCUGGUAUUUGGUCGAGCGAUCCGGUCGGAAACAGCAGGGUUAAUCAAUGUGAUUGUUGGCCGGCCUGUAAUCAAGAUCGGUACUCCUUGCGAACAUGGCAGUCCCAACUAA